AUGUCAAAAUGCGGAACGUCUUUCGACUGCAACGAAGGGGUUGGCGGUCCACCCAUGAAGAGAGAACGUAAAGAAUAUAGAGAAAAAGCCGGGAGAAAAUACCUGAAGCACAACAGAAAAAUACAUAAGAAAUACAGAAGGAACAACAAAAAGAAAAAAAAAAGAGUAAAAGGAAAACGGGACAAGGACAACAGAAAAAAUACAAAAAGAACACAAAUAGAACACGGCUCUAAAGAGCACAAAGAGGACAUGAAGAAUAGGAAGGAAAGCAUAGAAAACACAGAAAACAGAGAGAGAAAAGAAAGAGAAAUCAGAGAGAACAAGGAGGUCCAACAAAGCAGAGAGAUAACAGAAAGAACAAAGAGAACGCAGAAAGAGAAGUCAAAGAGGAUAGUCAGAAAAAACAGAGUAAACAUGGAGAACAGAGAACACAAAGAAUUUAGGGAACAAAACAGAGAUAACAGAAAUAGUACAAAGAUAACAGCUACAGAACAGAAAGAAAAAGAAGACAGAAUAGAGAGAGAACGGAAAGAGAACUUACGGAGAACUGAUGCCCAACAAGCAGGGUACAGAGGGAAUAAGAAAGAAGAGAAAGGUAUAGAACACAGAGAGAACAGGGACAGAGUAGAGAGCGAACACAGGGAGAACAGAGGUAAAGCAGAGAAGAAACAGAGAGGGAACAGAAAUAAUGGAGAUAGAACGGAGAAAGAACAAAGGACGCAGAAAGAACACAGAGAGUACAGAGAGAAAAACUAG
Zophobas morio is the source of this 756-nucleotide messenger RNA. Its product is annotated as histone-lysine N-methyltransferase, H3 lysine-79 specific-like. The transcript is spliced from 5 exons. The record is from RefSeq and is a predicted model, not a curated record. Lineage: Eukaryota; Metazoa; Arthropoda; Insecta; Coleoptera; Tenebrionidae. Bases 1 to 756 code for a protein of 251 amino acids.